Messenger RNA from Megalops cyprinoides (Indo-Pacific tarpon), 1786 nucleotides. RefSeq names its product potassium voltage-gated channel, subfamily G, member 1 (gene kcng1). Gene Ontology annotation, cellular component: voltage-gated potassium channel complex; membrane. NCBI's taxonomy places the organism in Eukaryota, Metazoa, Chordata, Actinopteri, Elopiformes, Megalopidae. The coding region runs from base 1 to 1557 and encodes 518 amino acids. The transcript is spliced from 2 exons. The record is from RefSeq and is a predicted model, not a curated record. Gene Ontology annotation, molecular function: delayed rectifier potassium channel activity. Gene Ontology annotation, biological process: regulation of delayed rectifier potassium channel activity; protein homooligomerization; potassium ion transmembrane transport.
AUGACACUGCUGGCGGGAGAUGGCUCCGACUAUGACUACAGUGCCCUGAGCUGUACUUCCGACACCUCCCUCAACCCGCCUCCGAUCCAGGAGCGGGAGGCCCUCAAGGGGGCCUUCUACAAGAGGGCCCAGCUCCUCCCCCUGGACAAGGGGGGCGGGGAGAGCGCCCCCGCCGGCGCCCGCAAGCUCCACGCCAUCAUCAACGUGGGCGGCCUGCGCUACCAGCUGCCCUGGACCACGCUGGAGAACUUCCCGCUGACGCGUCUCGGACAGCUGCGGCUGUGCAACAACUUCGACGAGAUCAUGCGCGUGUGCGACGACUACGACGUCACGCGCAACGAGUUCUUCUUCGACCGCAACCCCUGCGCCUUCCGCACCAUCCUGACCUUCCUGCGCGCCGGCAAGCUGCGCAUGCUGCGCGAGACCUGCGCCCUGUCCUUCCGCGAUGAGCUGCUCUACUGGGGCGUGCCCGAGGAGAGCCUGGAGUGGUGCUGCCGCCGCAAGCUGCUGCAGCGCGUGGAGGAGUUCGAGGAGCUGGACCGCGCCGCCGAGGAGGAGGAGGACGAGCUGCUGGAGACGGACAGUGGGCCCCGCGAGCCCGCCCCCGGAGAGUCCCGGCUGGGCCUCUGCAUGGGCAAGCUGAGGGACAUGGUGGAGCGGCCGCACUCGGGCCUCCCCGGGAAGAUCUUCGCCUGCCUGUCGGUGCUCUUCGUCACCAUCACCGCCGUCAACCUCUCCAUCAGCACCAUGCCGGCCAUGAGGGAGGAGGAGGAGGCGGGCAAAUGCUCCAGGAUGUGCUACAACAUCUUCAUCGUGGAGACGGUGUGCGUGGCCUGGUUCUCGCUGGAGUUCACCUUGCGCUUCAUCCAGGACCGCAGCAAGCUGGCCUUUCUGAGGAGACCGCUCAACCUCAUCGACGUGGUGGCCAUCCUGCCCUACUACAUCACGCUGCUGGUGGACAGCACGUCCAGCGGGGAGAAGCGGCUGGGCUCAGGCAGCAGCUACCUGGACAAGGUGGGGCUGGUUCUGCGCGUGCUGCGGGCCCUGCGCAUCCUGUACGUCAUGCGCCUGGCCCGCCACUCCCUGGGGCUGCAGACGCUGGGCCUGACAGCCCGCCGCUGCACCCGGGAGUUCGGCCUGCUCCUCCUCUUCCUCUGCGUGGCCAUCGCCCUCUUCUCGCCGCUCCUCUACCUCAUCGAGAACGAGGUGGCGGGCUCGCAGGAGUUCAACAGCAUCCCCGCCACCUACUGGUGGGCCGUCAUCACCAUGACGACGGUGGGCUACGGGGACAUGGUGCCGCGCAGCAUCCCCGGCCAGGUGGUGGCGCUCAGCAGCAUCCUGAGCGGGAUCCUGCUCAUGGCCUUCCCUGUCACCUCCAUCUUCCACACCUUCUCCCGCUCCUACGUGGAGCUCAAGCAGGAGCAGCAGCGCCUCCUGCAGAGACGGACGCACUUCCUCCUCCGCAACAGGAUGGCGGGCCUCAGCAGCCUGUCGCUGGAGAGCGACGUGCUCUUCAACAGCGCCUCCUCCUCCGAGCCCCGGGACCCGGAGGACUGAGGGGGACCUCGUAGAAGCUUCCACCCCCUCCAGUCCAAACCCCUCCUGUCUUUUCCUCCAUGUCUGGCUUCGUCACAUAACCUAAUGAUCUUCUUCCAGAAAAAGGCCCCAUCCAACAUUACGGGCAAGGGGUUAAUGCAAUGUGGUCAUCACAUAGUAAGUGAGCAUAAAUUAUAUCCCACGUUGUUAAGUCACAUGCAACAUUGCCCUCUCUCAAAGCAAACAUAUA